Chanos chanos (milkfish) is the source of this 855-nucleotide messenger RNA. RefSeq names its product sulfotransferase family 4A, member 1 (gene sult4a1). Gene Ontology annotation, molecular function: sulfotransferase activity. The transcript has 7 exons. Lineage: Eukaryota; Metazoa; Chordata; Actinopteri; Gonorynchiformes; Chanidae. Bases 1 to 855 code for a protein of 284 amino acids. The record is from RefSeq and is a predicted model, not a curated record.
AUGGCAGAAAGCGAGGUAGAUACACCAAGCACCCCGAUAGAGUACGAGAGCAAAUACUUCGAGCAUCAUGGAGUUCGUCUUCCUCCUUUCUGUCGAGGGAAGAUGGAGGAGAUUGCCAACUUCUCUCUCAGAAGUAGCGACAUAUGGAUCGUCACUUACCCUAAGUCAGGGACAAGUCUGUUACAGGAGGUUGUGUAUUUGGUCAGUCAGGGAGCUGAUCCAGAUGAAAUCGGGCUCAUGAAUAUUGAUGAGCAGCUUCCUGUACUGGAAUAUCCCCAACCUGGUCUGGACAUUAUCCAGGAGCUGACGUCCCCUCGCUUGAUCAAAAGUCAUCUGCCUUACCGCUUCCUCCCCACCGCCAUGCAUAAUGGGGAGGGCAAGGUCAUCUAUAUGGCCAGGAACCCUAAAGAUCUGGUGGUGUCAUACUACCAGUUUCAUCGUUCUUUAAGAACCAUGAGCUACCGUGGAACAUUUCAGGAAUUCUGCAGACGUUUUAUGAACGACAAGUUGGGCUAUGGAUCUUGGUUUGAACAUGUUCAGGAGUUCUGGGAGCACCGCAUGGAUUCAAAUGUCCUGUUUCUGAAAUAUGAGGACAUGUACAAGGACCUGGGAACCCUGGUUGAGCAACUGGCGCGUUUUCUUGGCGUCUCUUGUGACAAAGCCCAGCUGGAGAGCAUGGUGGAGAGCUGCAGUCAGCUAAUUGAACAAUGCUGCAACUCAGAGGCUCUGUCCAUCUGCAGGGGUCGUGUGGGGUUGUGGAAGGACAUUUUUACUGUGUCCAUGAAUGACAAGUUUGAUGCUGUGUACCGACAGAAGAUGGGCAAGUCUGACCUGACCUUUGACUUCAGCCUGUGA